AACGUCGAGACGGAGGCGGCGGCCAACAAAGGCGGGACCGCGGGGGGCACGGACUGGAUGCAGGAGCUCAAGCUGGCGUCCACUGUCCUCGGAAAUGACAAGGCUGCGAACGUUGGCUUCCUGCUGCGGCUGGCCGACAAGCAGUUCAAGUGCUUCGAGGAGUGGUUCCCCGAGCAUGAGUCGAAGUGCCUCCGCGUGCUGCUCAGGGGCACGAAGUACAAGGACGUGGAAGCGAAGGUGGUGUCCAAGGCAUGUGGGCAAACGGUCGAUGCCGAUGCCGUGGAGGCGGUCGCGAGCCCGGUCGUGCGGAACGUGGUCGUCGCUUGGGGGAAGGUGAACGAGUGGUUGGGCCCGGCGUGCUCGAAGGAGGCGGCCGCGUUCGUGGCCGAGGUCUUCUUGGACGUCAUCCACGUGUCCCUCGGCGCGUGUCCACGAGGGGCGCGCGCCGAGGGAGACGUGGACAUCGCCACCAAGGCGCAGCAGCACAAGAGCUUGUGGGAGGUCGUGAACACGCCGGUCUUGCAGGCUGCCAUCAAGGCGUUCGGCGACGAGAAGAUGCAGGCUGAGGCCAAGGCUCUGCUCGCGCUCAAGGGGGCCGGGGAGCCUGCGCCCGCGGUCCAGCAGGAGCCGGCGGCGGGGGCCACGCAGAAGCCGGCGGCGGGGGCCACGGAGAAGCCGGGGGCGGCGCCCGCGCCCGCGCCCGCGGCGGCGGCGGCGGCAGCCGCCGCCGCGGCCUCCGCGGCGGGGCAGAUUAUCCCGGGGGCGACCGUGAUCAUCGCCAAGUGCACGAAAAAGCCGCAUCACUACUUGGACAUGAAGGCCAAGGUGAAAUCCGUGGCCUCGAAUGGGAAGGACGUGAGGGUCGUGAUGCUCGAGGGUGAGAAGAAAGAUACCGUGACCAGCAGGAAGAUGGACGACCUGCGCUACCACGCAGAGGACGAGGUCAAGAAGCCGGAGGCCCCGCCCAUGGACCCGGCGACAGUAUUCGGCGAGGAGGUGCCGCCCUUCGACUGA
Molecule: messenger RNA, 1014 nt
Organism: Prorocentrum cordatum
Lineage: Eukaryota; Dinophyceae; Prorocentrales; Prorocentraceae
Source: the annotation of a GenBank genome assembly